AUGCCCCACGACGAUGCUCUGAUCAUCACAAUAGAACUCGCCGGCGCGGUUUUCUCAAAAGUUCUCAUUGAUUCCGGGUGCGUAGCCAAUCUGCUAUCGCAUGAUACCCUCGAGAGAAUCAAUCGACCUGAUUUAGCGAUCAAUAAAUACGCUCCCCCUCUCUACAGCGUUGGAGGUGGAAGCAGGGUGCCCCUAUUAAGAAACAUAGCGAUCGUCGUUAAGACAUACGACCUCGAGCAAGAAACAGAGUUUUCUGUGAUGCACGACCUCUCACCGUUCGACGCCGUCUUAGGACGACCGUGGCUCCAACAAAUGAAAGCGGUCCCCUCGAUUUAUCACCAAUGCGUAAAGUUCAUAUCUGUUAGGCACUAA
Raphanus sativus (radish) is the source of this 372-nucleotide messenger RNA. RefSeq lists its product as uncharacterized. Bases 1 to 372 code for a protein of 123 amino acids. The transcript has a single exon. The record is from RefSeq and is a predicted model, not a curated record. NCBI's taxonomy places the organism in Eukaryota, Viridiplantae, Streptophyta, Magnoliopsida, Brassicales, Brassicaceae.